Suillus subalutaceus is the source of this 396-nucleotide messenger RNA. RefSeq lists its product as uncharacterized. The record is from RefSeq and is a predicted model, not a curated record. The transcript has a single exon. NCBI's taxonomy places the organism in Eukaryota, Fungi, Basidiomycota, Agaricomycetes, Boletales, Suillaceae. The annotation marks the transcript as partial.
GUCGUCGUGAAGUUUGUCAGCAGGUAUGGUGAGGACAUCCACAAUGUGAUGGCUGAAGCAGGGUUCGCGCUGAAGCUCUUGUACUAUGGACUAAUCAAUAUCUCAUCUGACAUGCCAUCAUAUGGCACACUGCGGAUGGUGGUCAUGGAAUACGUGGACGGAAUGACAGCCUAUAGUGUAUCGAAACUGCCUCAAAAUUUUCACCACUACCUCACAAAAGCGAUUGAUUACAGUCAUGAGCAGGGAUUUGUUUUUGGUGAUAUUUGGAAGCCAGACAUCAUGAUUACAAAGGACGGCAAAGUCCAAUUGAUCGAUUUUGACUGGGCUGGACACAAAGGCGAGGUCAGGUAUCCUACCUCCAUAUCUCCUGGUAUUGAUUGGCCAGAUGGUGUGUGA